Molecule: messenger RNA, 11126 nt
Organism: Dama dama (fallow deer)
Lineage: Eukaryota; Metazoa; Chordata; Mammalia; Artiodactyla; Cervidae
Gene: PLA1A
Product: phospholipase A1 member A
Exons: 11
Coding region: 9396-10844 (482 amino acids)
Biological process (GO): lipid metabolic process
Molecular function (GO): lipase activity; carboxylic ester hydrolase activity
Source: RefSeq, a predicted model, not a curated record
AAAAGGGGACAUGGAUGCCUCUCUCUUUCCUCGCCUUCCUCUGCCGGGGUUCCCUGUCUGUCUCCAGUGUUGCCCUAGACCACCCUUACCAGGGGAACCCUGAAGGAGAAGAGUCAGUUUCUCUCCUGAAGGUUCUCCUCAUCCUUCCUGGUCACACCAGAGGGGUGCAGGCUGUGUCGCGCCCCCCCUCCCCUCCUGCUGCUCUCUACACUCCUCCUAUCACUCUCCAAUAGGACAGAUCUGAAGGCCAGGGAGGUUGCCCAGCACACUGCCGACUCAGAAGCAGCUGCCGCUGACACCUUCAUGUGGUCCCCCUCACUCUCAGCCAGUAGACCCCCUCACUCAGCUUGUUGUGAAGCAGAGCACCGCCUUCCUCCCCUUUCAGGAAGGAAGGGGAAACCCGUAGAACUUAGGAUUCUCGUGAUUUCUCCUUCAAACUGCUGAUUUCCUGCAGAGGGAAGUGGGGAAGGGAGGUCUCCUAGAGCUGUUCAGCUGCCUCCCAUUAAGUCCUCAGGGAUUUGUCCUUCCAGUCUCCUUAGAAUGUGGUAGUGCAAGUAUGUGCAUGUGGGGAAGGGGGUCACGGCAGAGGAAGAGGGUGGUGACUUAGAAUUUUUUGUUUUCUAGUCGCACUUCAGCUGCAAUUGGAGACAAGAGCGAGCAUCUCUUUAAGAGCCUGUUCUAUUUGCUCUGCAAAUUCUCACUCUUCACAGCAGGCACAAUUCAGAAUGAGGUCAGACUUUCAUAUUCCUUUUUCUCAAAACCUCCUCUCCAAACUUGACUCUCAGUUGACAGCUUUGCUUCCUAUUUCUCUGAGAAAAUAGAAGCAGUUGGAAGAGAACAACUGUCACACCCAUCACCUCUGCCUCCGCCCACCCACACCUGGGUUCUGCCUUCUUUCCCGACCUGUGAAUGUUGGUGUGUGUGUUUGUGUGUGUGUGUGAGAGAGAGAGGGAGAGAGAGAGAAAGAGAGAGGAGGAAGAACCAGAAUGAACAGAGGAAAGAGAUAACAGACUUAAUUAUAUGCAUAAUGUUAGAAUAAAUUGAGAAGAUGACCUGAACCACAGUAUGAACUUCUCAUGCUAAUCAAGUUAAUAUAUGUGUCCUGGAAAACAGAAAAGAUCAUGAGUAACGUUACAGGGAUUAAUGGUAUUUUUUGACCUGCUAAAUGAUGGCACUUCACUUGCUUUUUUACCUGAUGGCUAGAUGUUAUCUAGAAGUCUUGGCAAUAUGUACUUUUUAAUCUGCAAAAUUAGCAUUGGUCUCCAUCUCUGGGCUUCUUCAACCACCAUUCUCCAUUUCCUCUUCAGUCUCCACCCCUGCAGGGCAAGUUAAUGUGUAUCUUUGUAAAACAGCCAGAGCUCCUGGGAGUGUGAUUUCAGUCAGUCAUCUCCAUGGAUCACCUCCUCAAGGGAUGGGGUCAAAUUAAGGACCAGGGGUCAUCCAGACACCAUAGAGGGGGCAGUCUUGCCAUCAUUUUCUCAUCCUUGGGGUUUGGGUUUGAGGAAACUGACACCUAUGGAGUUGGUGCGAGCUUCCUUUGGGGAAGGAAAGACAAGAGCAGGAAGAAAGUUGCUAAGUGAUGAGAUGGAGCUGGGGCUUAAACCCAGGUCUGCUUGUCUUCAGUCCUACUACACCCUAAUUGUUUGCUAUAAUUAGAAAGUGUUUCCCUAAUCAAAGCCAGAAUGAAACCCAGGAGUGAGAUGUUGGUGGCAGCAUCUGAUGCCCUGUCUUCACCUUCCAGCUGUGAGGUGACGUCAAAAGGGAAGUGAGUAGUGGGUUUGAGAUGCACAUUGUGCUUUUGUACCUCUUAAUUUAAAAAAAAAUUCAUACGCAUGUAGAACUAUUAAAAACCACACUUGAAAAAAUUGUGACCUCGUUUUGUAGUCAUAAUCAGGUGAGGCCCAGAAUUAAUUAAAUUUAUUAAUUAAAAUAAUAAAAUGUAUUUUAUAUUAGUAUGUUAGUUUAUAUUCCCCCCACUUCCAACCCCACCCCUAAACUGAAGGCCUGGGAUCCUGAAGGAAGAUGAGGAAGCUGGGAGUCUGAGUUGGGAACAGGCAGGCAGAAAAGGCUGGAAGGGAUUUCGUGGAUUCCAGGGGUUAAAGCCUAUAAUUUCCUCUCUUUCUCUCUUCCCUUCCACCCCCCAUCUCUUCCUCCCCUCUCUUUCUCUCAAAACAAGCGUUUAAUGAGCACCUUCUAUGUGCCCGGCAAUGUCUAGGUAGCAAGCACACAGCAGGGAGCCUGAGCAAUGAGCGCUGGAUAUUGAACCCGGCAUCCUCCAUCUCUCAUUUGCCUCCCCAUGUUCCCAGAUCCUAGGCAAGUAAAACCAUCCAAUUCCAUUCUAGGAUGGGGGGCCUCCAUGUGGUCUCAAGAUCAGGCCCCUUCCCACUGCCCUUCUCUAAAUGAGCAACCCCUGCAGAGUACCAUCCCUCCCCACCCCCUCCCCUUAGCAAAUACUGAGCACUGGCUGAGGGGCAGGCGCUGUGCCAGGUGCUUGGGGACACCUCAAUGAACAAAAGAGACCAUAAUUUUGCCCUCUGAAGGCUGAUAUUCUCCCUGGGGGAGACAGACCAUAUACACUGAUUAUAAGCUGGUCCCCACCUGUGUCUCCUGUAGAAAAAUCUCUAUCCUCACCUUCUAAAACAUGUCAGUUCACUUUCCAGGGGUACCCCGCUUUCUUGGCGCCCUGAAACAAUACUUCCUCGGCCACUGGUCUCUGUGAGCAUUUGUUUCCUCACUGGUCACAUGGAGACGGCCUUGGUAAGAACUCACAGAAGACUGGCAUGAGAACUGCAGAGUCCUGGGCACAGCCCCAGAAAUUCUCAGUCAGCGUGUCUGGAUUGGGCCCAGCAGUCUGCCCUCGGUCCCCUGGGUGAUUCUGAGCAACUGUACAUGGAGAGCACUGGACCAGAUGAUGAGUGUGAAGGGAGGGUGCUCUCUGCAUGUCAGCUGUGCUGAUGCUGCACGGGGAGCACUGUGCUGGAGUCAUUGGAACCUCUGACCUGGUGAGCCAGCUCUGAUCGUGCUGGGGUGUCCACGAGAGUGCCGUCCUCCGUCUCCUGCUCUGGGGAACCGGACUGAUUCAUGGUCCCAAUUGCUGCCCUUCUGAAUCUCCUCUCGUCUUUGUGCAGAGACCGUCCCCAGCUAGUGACUGAGCCAGGCGGCGCUGCUAACACAGCUCCUUCUCGUAAGAGACGGGCUGCUAAUUUAGCCUGAGACUUCAGCUGAGGCUUCCCCAUGGCUUUGGCCAGGACAUUCUAGGAACCGGUGGUAUUCCAGGACUUCCUGUGCAGCCCUCUUUCUUCACAGAUGCCAGCCCUCCAUCACCUGCAGGGUCUCAAGGUCCUUGCUGCCAUCUUCUAGUCUUCACAAGUGUUAGUCCCGAUAAAUCUCUCACACAGCUAGUCCCACCCUGGCUUCUUUUCUCUGAGGACCUGGAGCUCUACACCUGGCUGGGUCUCUGACACCAGUAGUGCCCUGUCUGCUGCCACUCUCCUUCCUGAUGGUUGCAGCGCCCGAGCAGUGGGAUCACACACACGAGGGGAGGCGAAGGCUGGCCCCUCCAAAAUAAUUUUAUCCCCGUCUUGGGUGGCCCUGGCACAGACUGUUGGUGCAGAGGUUCAGGGCAUGGCCUCUGGUGCUAGCUUGUCCUGCUUCAAACCCCAACUCUGCAUGAGCUCGAGCAGGGUAUAAGCCCUCUGUGCCCUGAAGCUGUAGAUAGUAGUCCCUUCACAGAACUGUGGUCCAGAACAUUCCAUGCUGCCCUGUUGGUGGGUUCUCAGCCUCACAGCAGCGUGCUGCAAUUCCACGAGUGCUGGGCAAGUACCGUGCCUCCCCCUUUCCCUGAGCUGUCCGGAGCGAGCACUCUGUGGUUUCUGCUGCUCCUUUGAAUGAAGAGGCCAAGCGGUACACUGGAAACACCCUGGUUGCAGGCCAGCUCUGCCACUUCCAGCAGCACCGUCUCCUCUCCAUAGGUCGUUUUCGUUCUCUAUUUCUUGGUUCCUUUAUCUGUGAAUUCAAGAAGCUGAACAUCCCUUCUUAGAGGUUGGACUUAUUUGUAGCCUCAAGAUUCUAUUAAGGAUAGUACUCUCAAGAGGCCAGUUUCAUCUUCUUUCAUUCUUCCUGGUAAAUGUACACUAAACACAUAUUGUUGACUCAGCUCUAUGCUGGGCACUGGGGACUGAAAAAUGAAAACAGAGGGUCUUUGCCCUCAAGCUGUUCAGAGUCCUUCUAGGGGAAUAAACAUAUCCACAGAUGACUCCAGGACAAUGAGGGUUUGUGAUUGCUUAGAGAUGAAAGACUUCUGCCUUGGGUUUUACUAACAUUUUAUAAUGGGAAGUGGGAGAGGUGCAGGAAAUUGUUUCCUGAUGAUGUUUGGUUCAGAGAGGAAGGACAAUGUGUUUCAAUGUCCCCUGCCUUAAAAAAAAAAAAAAAAAAAAAACUAUUUUCAUUGAGAAGAAACAGAAAAACUGGGUAAGUUAAACAAAGAGGGAGAGUUUUCUUUUACAGGUCAUGAGGCCGGUUAAUGAUUAGUGAGACCCAAGUGGGUGUUUGGUGAGAGGCUGGGUUAUGCAAUCUCUUCGUCAUUAGGGAUCAGUUCUACCCCAGCUCUGAGACUUCCAGCUCAGUGAUGCCCCCAGACUUCUGGGAGAGAUGCUUCUGGUUGUGGGGUCUCCUUUUGUGGCUCAGUGUUGGAAGUACAGGUAAGUUGGGGGCCGUUUCUUGGGUGAAACUUCUUUCAGUCAAUAAUUCUGUUUUUUUCACACCAUCUAUUUAUGCAGCACUAACCUUUGGAAGGUCCCCUGUAAGUCCUCUCCUGAGAUGAAUUUAAAAGAGGGAGAAAAAACCUUUAAUCAUAAGGGGAAUUAUGGCACUUCCUUAAGUCAUAAAAACUAAACUUCUAGCUGUUUUACUCAUUUUUCUAAAAUCUACAUUAUUCCUUUUCACCUUGCACAAGACAAGAAGAGUUUAAGGAAAUAAAUGCAAAAUUAACUCCAAAAUAUGAUUCAUUUUCACACUAUACAUAGUCACUGUUCCAAGAUGUAUUUAAUUUUAAAAUCAAAAUUUUCCAAACUAACAACAGUUUUGUCAUUGAGGUUGUUAGAGGUUUUUUCUAAUCUUGCUGACCCAACUCAAGUUCAGGUUUGUCAUCCCUCCUGGUAUGACUAUAAUAAUUAAUCUGUUAAGUCACAGAUGACCUGCGACCUUUAGCACAAUUUCCCUCCGAUGUGAAAACCCCACCCACCACUCUCUCUUGCUUAAUAUAGCAAAUCUAAACUCUCCUAUGGUGUAGACAGUCCGGGAAGAGUGAAGAUCCCCUUCACUGACUAGCAGUGGCAUCACCCUUAGAAAGCUCCCUUUCCCCUGCCCCCAACAGCCGACUGCUUUUCUGUCACCUCCACAAGACAUUUAUUUAAUUCUCAUUCCCCAGCUUUACAACAUGUCUGUGCAUUCUGCCUGCAGUUUCUCAUACUACCUUCUCUGCUCUUCACAUCUUCCAGGAAAGCUUCCAUAAUUGAUACCACCCUUGCAGUACUGCUUACCCCUUCCCUGACUCAAUGGGUGAUGUUGAAAAGGUCUACUUAGUUUUGAGUGUGUAUGUGUAUGUGUGUUAAUCACUCAGUCGUUUCUGACUCUUUGCAACCCUAUGGACUGUAGCCUGCCAGGGCUGUCUAUGGGAUUCUCCAAGCAAGAAUACAGUUCCUUCUCCAGGGGAUCUUCCCGACCCAGAGAUAGAACCCAGAUCCCCUGCAUUGCAGGCGCGUUCUUCACCAUCUGAGCCACCAGGGAAGCCAGUUUUAUGUGUGCUUUUUUCCUAACUCAGUCAUGUAUUUGUGUGUGUGAGUGUGUGUGUGUGUGUGUGUGUGUGUGUAUAAAGUGAUCAUAUAUAUUGUAUUGUGAAGUGACUGUUUAUAUACUAUACACUAGAUCUAAAAGGAUAUAUGUCUUAUACAUUUUUGAUGAAUGUGAAAAAAACUGCCUUGUAAGGAAGUUAUAACUGUUGAUUAGUAUGUGGGCAUGUUUGUUUCCCCCUCUCUCCACCAACACUUUGUAUUAAUGUUAUCAAAUUUUUUCAUAUUGUCAAUCUCAUUGGAAAAGAGUAUUACAUUAUUGUCUUAAUUUUUAUUUUUAUUUUUUUUCUUAAUUUUUAUUUCUUAUUACAAUUUGUGUCUCUGGUGUCUUGUUUAAGCAAUCUUCUUAUAAUCUUUCAUAUUUACUUCUAAACUCUAUGGAUUUAAAUGAAGAUCACCAGGGGCAAAUCUUUUGGUCAUGGGGUAUUUUUUUCCUAUUCCCAUGGGGUAUUUUUUAAUAUGAUGUUGAAUUUUAUUUGCCAACAUUUAUUUUAAUUUUUGCAUAUAUUUAUUAUUUUGUAUAAUUGUUCAUAAAGGAAAAUUAUCUAUCAUUUUCUUUUCUUUUAUUGCCCUUCUUUGGUCUUGAUGGUGCUGCUACUAAGUUGCUUCAGUCAUGUCUGACUCUUUGCAACCCUAUAGACUGUAACCCACCAGGCUCCUCUCUCCAUGGGAUUUUCCAGGCAAGAAUACUGGAGUGGGUUGCCAUUUCCUUUUCCAAGAUGAUUAUAACUGCAGGAAAUAAGUUUGUUCUAUGAAACAGUUUUAUAUUGGGUUGGCCAAAAAGUUCUUUCAGGUUUUUCUAUUCUAGACUACAGAAAAAUCCAAAUGAACUUUUGGCAAACCAAAUAUAAGAUAAAGGUUAUUUAUGAUUUAUAGGUUUGAUGGAGUUUUCAAAUAAAACCAUCCGGCUCUAGCACAUUUUAUGGUGAGAGAAGACUCUUGAUUACCAAUUCAAUUUUUUUGUUGUUCUAAUAGGUUUGUUAAGAUUUUUAUUUCUUUCUGGUUCAGUUUCAGGAAAUUAUAUUUUUCAUUGCUGUUAAGUUUUCCAAUGCAUUUGUCUGGGAAUUUUUAAGAAUAUCUGUUAUACAUAAUGUUCUGCAGUUUCACUAUCACCUGUCUAGUAUAGAUGCAUUUAUUUUUUAUCUUGCUCAUUACCCUGAGUAUAACUUUUGAUUAGAGAAAUCAUAUCUUUUUUUAGUUACAGAAAAUUAUUUGCAACACAGCUUCUUUUCCCAUCCUCUUCACUUAGAGAACAGCCACUAGAUAAAUGUUGGAGCUUCUCCAUGUGUUGCCUGUACUUUUUAACUGCACUUUCAUAUUAAAAAGCUUCUUUUACUUCUUCUGUACUAGACAGUAGUGUACUGAUUAUAUUUUUAUUUCAAUGACCUUUUCACUUCCAAUUUCUAAUUAGUUUUUUUUUACUGUAUAUUUUAUCACUUAUGCCUGUUUUAUUUAAUAAUUUCUUAUGCUCUGUCUUUAUGUUUAUCCUUGUAUAUAAUCUCAGCUUACUAACUUUAAACCUUUGUCAACAAUUUUUUAAACUUUAUUUCACCUGGAAUGAAUCAAUGAUUCACUCAUUGACAAUCUUUGUAAAUGUUUGAUUUCUUUAUAUAUUUGUUUGCAAGCUUUUUUAAAAAUAAAUUUGUUAUUGAAGUACAACAUAUAUACAGAAAAGUACACAGAAUUAAUACACAUAUGAAUGAGUUUUUAGAGUGAUCAUCCAGAUCAAGAAAGAAAACAUCACCAGUUUCUUAAAACCCAUUCCCCAUAUCCCAUCUUAAUCACAACUGCACCAAAAGUAACUAUUACCUUGACUUCUAACACAAUAGAUUAGGUUCAUUUUAAUUUUCAGUCUCUCUUCGUCUCUGUGUCUUCCUUCUUGAGCUCUCAUCUUUGCCCUCUCUCCUUCAGAGAGUCGGGGUUGUUUCAGCUUCUGUUAGUGAGGCUUUGUCUUUCCAUCACAUCUUCCUCAAUAAAGCCGUUGCCCCAGUAGAAAGUUUCUGUGUGUGUUGUUUUUAGUUUCCUUUCUCGAGCUGGGGAGUCCUUCUCUCCAUUGCUGGCUACAGAUGGGUCUUCCCGACACCUGACAGAGCACUUUGGACCCCUCAAACCCCACAAACCUGAAUUCUAACAAACAUUGCCUUCUCCCAGACCUGAAACCCAAAACCAUUUUGCAGUUCUGUUCUUGUUCAUGGAGGUAUUAUUUUUACAUUUGAGAUUGUUGAUGUCUGUUUCUCUCUGUCCUUUUGGGUAUUCAUCUGUGGCUACACUUUGGUUGAAGUGGUGCAUGCAGCAAGAGGGUAUCUGAGCAUGAUUCAUGGGGCCACGCUCCAUAGUCUUGAAUGAUGGACAGUUUCAUUCUUCAAAACAAAAUUAUUUUUAUUUAUUUAUUUCACUGUGCUGAGUCUCAGUUGUGGCAUGUGAACUCUUAAUUGUGACAUGUGGGAUAUAGUUCCCACACCAGGGAUUGAACCCAGCCCCCUGCAUUGGGAGUGUGGAGUCUUAGCCACUGGACCACCAGGGAAGUCCCUGGACAGUUUCAUUCUAUCACCUGCAAAUAUUGGCAAUUUUUCACCCCUUUUUCAAACAUCAUAACUUUUAUCCUAUUUUAUUAUCUUGUUUUACUAGCUAGGACUAGAACUCCCAGUCCAAUAUUAAAUAGAAGCACUGAUAGCUUACAUUUUCAUGUUCCCAGUUCCAAAUGGAAUGUUUCCAAUAUCUCACCAGUGAGUAUAAUCGUUGCUAUAGGCUUUUGGUAGAUAGCCUUUCUUUCUUAUGUUAAGGAGUAUUGGGUACUGAAUUUUAUCAUUUUCCCCCCUACGUCUAUUGAGUUGAGCAUAUGUUUUUUUUUUCUUUAAUGUGUUUACAUGUGAAUUACAUUAAUAUAUUUUCUAAUGUUAAGCCAUCUUUUCAUUUCUUAGACUAAACCCUGCUUGGCCAUGAUGUAUUUUUAGUUCUUGUUACCCUUGAAGGAUUUGAUAUUUUAUCUAGGGUUUUUAUGUCUAUGUAUAAUAGUGAAACUGGCCUUUAGUUUUCCUUUCUCCUUCUUUAUUUGUCCAGUUUUGACAUUUUGGCUAUUUUCAUAGAAUGAUGGAUUCUAUGGAAUGAAUUCUUUCUCUCCUUUUCUAUUCUCUAAAAUAGUAAGGUAGGAAUUGACCUGUUGGUAGAAUUUCUAUGUGAAAUCUGUCCUGAUAUAGUUUUUUGAGGAAUAGAUUUAAAACUACUGUUUCAGUUCCUUUAUGCUACAGCUUUAGAUUUGAUUUUCUGUUUUUUUCUUUCUUGACUAAGUUUUAGUAAGCUAUUUUUCUAGGAAAUUAUCAAUUUAGGAAAACAUCUGUAUUUUUAAACUGUUGGAUGGGUAUAAAUAUGCUUCUUUGUGGUUUAAAAAAUUUUAUUGUGUUUACAUCCCCUUUUAAUUCUCUGUAUUGUUUAUUUGUGACUUCCCUCUUUUUACUCUUUCUUACAGAGAGUCCUGUGGAUGGAGGAGCCUGGUGGGCUGCUGUCUAUGGGGUCGCACAGAGUCAGACAUGACUGAAGCAACUUAGCAUGCAUGCAUACUUUGGAGAAGGAAAUGGCAACCCACUCCAAUAUUCUUGCCUGGAGAAUCCCAGGGACAGAGGAGCCUGGUGGGCUGCUGUCUGUGGGGUCGCACGGAGUAGGACACAACUGAAGCGACUUAGCAGCAGCAGCAUCAAAAGGGAUGCACCUCCUACCCCACAGACGAAUUGUGCUGACUUCCAGAAUGCCAAUCUCCUCCGAGGCACCAAUCUCAAAGUCCAGUUUCUCCUCUUCACUCCUUCAGAUCCCAGCUGUGGGCAGCUAGUGGAAGAAAGUAGUGACAUCCAAAACUCUGGGUUCAAUGCCACUCUAGGAACCAAGCUAGUUAUCCAUGGAUUCAGGGCUUUAGGAACAAAGCCUUCCUGGAUUGAUAGAUUCAUCGGUGCCCUUCUGCGGGCAGCAGAUGCUAACGUGAUUGCUGUGGACUGGGUGUAUGGCUCCACAGCGGCCUAUUUCUCAGCUGUGGAAAAUGUGAUUAAGCUGGGACUUGAGAUCUCCCGUUUCCUCCGUAAACUCCUGGUGCUGGGUGUGUCAGAGUCCUCAAUCCACAUCAUUGGCAUCAGCCUGGGGGCCCAUGUAGGGGGCAUGGUAGGACAUUUCUACAAUGGCCAGCUGGGACGGAUCACAGGCCUGGACCCUGCUGGACCGGAGUACACCAGAGCCAGCCUGGAGGAGCGUCUGGACCCUGGGGAUGCCCUCUUCGUGGAAGCCAUCCACACAGACACGGACAAUUUGGGUAUUCGGAUUCCUGUCGGACACGUGGACUACUUCAUCAAUGGAGGCCAAGACCAGCCUGGCUGUCCCACUUCCAUUUAUGCAGGCUACAGUUAUCUGAUCUGUGAUCACAUGAGGGCUGUACACCUCUACAUCAGUGCUCUGGAGAACUCCUGUCCACUGAUGGCCUUCCCUUGCACAAACUACAAGGACUUCCUUGCUGGACAGUGUCUGGAUUGUUUCAACCCUUUUCUUCUUUCCUGUCCAAGAAUCGGGCUGGUAGAACAAGGUGGUGUCAAGAUAGAGCCACUUCCCAAGGAGGUGAAGGUCUACCUGAUGACCACUUCCAUGGCUCCGUAUUGUGCGCAUCACAGCCUCGUGGAGUUUCACUUGCAGGAGCCAAGAAACAAGGACACCUGCGUCACAGUCACUUUCCUUAGCAGCAGGGUCACCUCCCUGGUCAAGGUUACCAUACCUAGACAGCAGCGUGUCGGAAAAGGAGUCCUAGCUCACCCCAGCCCUCAGUGCCAGAUAAACCAGGUGAAACUCAAGCUUCAGGCUUCCCACCGGGUUUGGAAAAAAGACCAGACGACCAUCAUCGGGAGGUUCUGCACUGCUCCUCUGCCUGUCAAUGACAACAAAAAUAUGGUCUGCUUACCUGAGCCAGUGAACUUAAAAGCAAGUGAGACUGUUUCUUAUGACCUGAAAAUAACCUGUAUAUAGUAUAUGGGCAGGAUACAUCCCCCCUGGAUUGGGGGUGGGGGAUGAUGGGCAUUCAACUUAUUCUAAGCCAUUAUGACUAAGAAAGAAUGCAGAAGUCUUGUUUACUUUCUCCAUAAUUAGCCACCUUAGAGGGGAGAGAGAGUGCUCAUUUUACAGAGCUUUAUCUCCAUUGUCUGUUGAAAGAGUUUUACAAAGAUACCAUUUCAACCUUCCUAUUCAUACUUAACUGCAAUUGCCCCAUGUGCUUGGACAACUGUACCUAGGAUUCAAUGGAAACAUAUA